AUGACUUCUCAGAAUUUCUUCCAGUUCCUGAGCGACGACAUGAACCUAGAGUCAUCCAGCUUCACGGAGGACAGCUUCUUCGACUUCAAUGGAGCCUCCUCUGACGGCAAUCUACCCAUUACCGAUCACAGCGAUGACCUGCCUGCCAGCUUUACUGAGGAAGAGUUGUGGGGCGACUUGGAGGAGUUGCCUCCGCUUGAACCUUCUACAAGCCAGAGCAGCUUUUUUGACUCCUUCGCAUCGGAGAACACUUUCAGCAGCUUCCAGAGCGACAUGUCGCUUUGGACUGCUGAGCUUACCAGCGAAGAGACUGUUGACAAUCAGUGCGACUGGCCGUCUUCACCUCCAACAAAGGAGUCUGAUCCACCAACGGUAGAUUCAAGCGUCACCACCCCGCCUGUCUCCCAGGCCAUCGAGUCAGCUCGAGUGAAACCUUCAGAGCAGCCAAUGGGUGCGAUUGAGGCCUUGUGGGGACCAGUUCUGAGCUCCAGUCCACAACAAUCCAGCCUUACUCCUCCGAACAGAAAGGAACCACUACCGAGGAUGAAGGCCACAAAGGUGAUCAAGCAGGAGACGACACCCAAGAAGAAGGCUCCAAAGAAGCGCACGACCCUCGUGCGACGCUCUGAAGACCGCUCCAUCAAAAAUCUCUACAACUCUACAUGGGCCAGCCUCACCGACGAAGAGAAAGGUCGCCUCCUCCUUCCUCUCCUCCAGGGCAUCGACUCCAACACGAGCAAGCAGAUAACUAAUGCCGGUACCUUGCUUCCACCCCCCGACUACGAAGCCAUCGGCGCCGAUGUCCAGAUCGAUUUCACUCAAUCUCCAUAUCUGCAUGCAAACACCACUUCGAGCAGUCCUUCGGUUUUCACUGCCCACAACUACGACUCUGUUGUGGCAGUCCCUGAGUACCUUCCGUAUGUCAGUGACACCACAUCUUUCGACAAUGUCAAUCUUGAUGCUAUCGAGUCUUUCAACAGAGACAACAUGGGCGCUACCAAUGCGACGGGCGAUUUCGACAUUGACACUAGUAGUGCCGUUGGCAAAGGUCUCGGCGGUCCCUGUAGCAAUGGUAUCAUCGGUGGAGCGAUCGAUAUGCCUGCUCCUCCCUCCGUCUAUGGAAGUACUCGUCAGCAGGAGGCGCUUGAGCGCAAUGCUAUGCUGCGUGCGCAGGGUCGUCGUCGCUAA
Bipolaris maydis ATCC 48331 is the source of this 1188-nucleotide messenger RNA. RefSeq lists its product as uncharacterized. NCBI's taxonomy places the organism in Eukaryota, Fungi, Ascomycota, Dothideomycetes, Pleosporales, Pleosporaceae. The record is from RefSeq and is a predicted model, not a curated record.